CUUAUAAUUAAUAUAUGUUUAGAAACAGGAAAUUCUUCUGCCAGUCAAUAAUAUUUUACCAAUAGGAACAAUUAUUAAAUAAAGUAUUGAAGGAAUGUGAAGACUGCUUCAAACAAUUGGAUCAACAUGGUAAAUCAAUUAAGAAGGACACAAAAGACAUGUUUAUAAAAUUUACACAAGCAAAAGUAUUGAUUAAAUAGAUUGAUUAGUUAUAAGACCAAAAAAAGUUGUUGGAAACAGACUCUGUUGGUGUAUUUUAGAUGCUAUUAGACAUAAUUGAGAAUGUUGCACAUGAUAAGCCUUUGAUGACAUAUGUGUUGACAACAGUAGAAGCUAUAAUAUCAGGUAUAAAUAUGAAAUAAAGAAAUAGAGAAUCAAAGACUUUUCAAACAAUUUAUGCGAGCUUUAACACCUUAGGUUGUACCAAAGUUAAAAUAAUUCUUAUUUCUUGAUGGAUAUGAUAGAGUGGUAUAUGAGGCAGCAGCUAAGAUAGCCACAAUGAUCAUAGCAGAAGAAGGAGGAAAUGAAGCAAAAGAAUGGGUGAUUUUAUUUUUAGGUGGUAUAGGUAUGUACAAAAAUAUAUAAAAAAUGUAGGAAAUAAAUUGAGGAUUUCAGAUUAGAUGAUUAUGCCAAUAUGUGUUCAUUUUCUUAAGCAUGAUUCAUUAGCAAUAUAAUUUGUAAAAAGUGGUGGUAUCAAAAUGUAACAAUUAAUCAUUAAAAUAUAGAAUAUCAAAUAUGUUGGCUAAUUACCCAACAGAUUUACAUAUAGCUUAUUACACAAUUUUGGCAAUGUGGUUAUUAAGUUUUACAAAUGAAUCCUUAUAAUUUUUUAAUGAUCCUUAAAUUGGUUUGAUAAGAAUGAUUAUCGAAUCAGUUUAAAAGAUAUCCAGAGAGAAAAUAUUAAGAGUUUCAUUUGCUUGCUUCAAGAAUUUAGUUGAUGUAUCACCUUAAUGUAUUGAAUUAAUGGUUGAUAAUGGAUUAAUCAAAGUGGUGGACUUGUUAUUAAAAGGAAACCUAAAAGAUUAAGAUUUAAUUGAUGAUAUCAAAUACGUUGGUGAAAUAUUGGAAAAGAAUAUGAAGAUCUUAACGUAUAGAUAUUGAUUUAAAUAUAAGUUCUUUUGAAAAAUAUGUGAAGGAAUUAAAUGCUCAGAAUUUAAAUUGGAGUCCAGUGCAUUCAGAGAAAUUCUGGAAGGAGAAUGUUAAGAAGUUUGAAGAGAAUGAUUUCUUACUUAUAAGGUAUAUAAAUAAAUAGAUAAUAAAUUAUAGAAAAUUAGCAGAUAUCUUAAAAUCAAAUAAUAAUUAAAAUGUAGCUGUAGCUUGUUAUGAUUUAGGAGAGUUUUGUAGAUUCCAUCCAUUUGGAAAAGUGUAAUGUGAUGAAUUAUUAUUGAUAGUGUUUUGGAGUAAUUGAAUGCAAAACAAGAAAUUAUGAGACAAGCUAGAAGUGAUGAUUAGAGCAUUAGAGAAAAUGCAUUGUUAUCAUUACAAAAAAUUAUGUUGCAUAAUUGGUAAGUGUGAGAGAAAGAUUAAUAUAUAUAUAUAAUAAACAGU
Messenger RNA from Paramecium sonneborni, 1548 nucleotides. The record is from the annotation of a GenBank genome assembly. NCBI's taxonomy places the organism in Eukaryota, Ciliophora, Oligohymenophorea, Peniculida, Parameciidae.